AUCAUUUUAACGAUAAAUUAUUUUCUAAUAUAUACUGUUUUUAAACAGUGAUAAGAACUUAGAACUGUCAGAAAAACUGUAUCAAUAUUCCUAAUAGCCAGUUCAAUCUGAAAAAACAUAAAAUUCUUGGUUGCUUAAUAUUAUUAUUUUCUUUGAUAAUUUUACUGCCAAUGUAAAAAUCACACCAUGAUUGUGCCUUAUUCCAAAACCAUCCCUUCCUUUUUUACAGUAAUGGAAGGAAAGAGAAAAGAGAGAAAAAGCAGAUUAGAUUAAAAAGGUUGAUCCCCGACAUGAUUAUGUUUAGAAAUAUAGUGGAAUACUCCUCCCCAACAGGGCCAAAACACUAAAAACGGGGGUGCUCUUAAGAAUCUUCUCUUUCCUACUCUGCAAAUUAAAAAACCUCAACCUCAUCUUCACAGCAUAUUUGUAAUCUCCUGUUUUUUAGCAUUCCUUCCUGAGUUUUUACAUUUUUCUGCUUGGAUUAGUUUCAGGACAUAUAUCUUAAAGCUUUGUACGUUACUGGGUCUUAAAGAAAAACUUUGAUGUCUAUGCCCUUUGAAGAACAUGAUUACAUAGGCUUAUCAGAGGUUCCUGCAAUGGUGAACUCUGAAAAGAAUGCCCUUUUGGUAGGAGAGAGCGAGAGGAAGAGUGAGAAAGGUUUGAACUUGAAGGCUACUGAGCUCAGGCUAGGCUUGCCUGGUUCAGAGUCGCCGGAGAGGGAAGCUGGAGGAGAUGAAAAGAAUGGUCUUUCACUGGGUGGUCUCAAGGGUGGUUUAGUUUCAGGUGCCAAGAGGGGCUUCUCUGACACCAUUAAUGGUGGUUCUGGCAAGUGGGUUUUUCCUGGGAGUGGUGGAUCUGAGGCGGAUUUGGCCAAUAAUGGUGGCUUGUUUUCUCCCAGAGGUGGUAAUGGUGCUGAAAAUGGCUCUCAGCAGGCUUUUGUUACUUCUGGAGUUGGGAAAGAAACUCUCCCUCAGACUCCCAAGCAAGCUCAGGAGAAGAAACCUCAAGCUUCUGCUGCCCCUGCUGCCAAGGCACAGGUGGUUGGAUGGCCUCCAAUUCGUUCUUUCCGAAAGAACUCAAUGGCUAUUAAUCCUCCUAAGACUGAGGAAGAUGCGGAUGCUAAAUUAGGAGCUGGCUGCCUAUAUGUGAAGGUCAGUAUGGAUGGUGCCCCCUACCUGAGGAAAGUUGACCUCAAGACUUACAGCAGCUACAAGGAUCUGUCCUCAGCUUUGGAAAAAAUGUUCAGCUGUUUUACAAUUGGUAAUCCUUUGCUAAGCUCCUUCCCUGCUACUGUCAUUUUUAUUACAAUUGAAUACUUGUUUCAUCUUUUUGAGAUCCACAGGAUUUUCUUUAUCAAGUAGAUCAGGAGAACCUUAGGUUGUCAUCAGCGUGUUUCUUUGACCUGGAUUCCUUGUCAUAAGUCAAAUAAAUUGCACUGUGACAUUGACUACCCUGUUAAUGUUUCUUCUCAAGUCUCAACAUUCCUUAGAAAAUUCAGCCUGGUAGUAACUAAGCUUCAAUGAAAUUUUCCUUGUCAUCCUGCAGUUCCAGUGUGAGGAAAUGGUAGUGAGUGGUUUUUUAUCUAUCGAUGGUAAGAUUUCAUCCUGUGUGGGCGGAGCAUAAGGUCUACUGUCGCAUUGACUUUGACUAGAUCUUAUCCCCCUUUUGCAAAAACAAGGUGCCAGGUACAAAUGUUUAUGGGGCUAACAAUUAAUGGGUAGUGGGACGAAUGACCUAACUGAAGUGACAUCUUUUUCAUUCAUGUAAUAAGAUGUGGUUGGUUCUUUCAAAUAGUAGCAGGUAUUUUCCUUAACAGUUUCCUGGAGAACUAAAAGUUGUCUAAGACAAAUAAGGAAAUAUCUAGUUUUCCUCUUUGGCGGCUCUCUAUAUUAAAAGAUGGAUAUCCAAUUCUGUUCCACGAUUUUUGUAGAGUUAUAUUUGUUCCUUUUAUCUGAUUUCUGUAGUUGUAAAUUCUAUUCAUUGCCACUUUAGUAGGUCUCGCAAUUACUAUGUAAAUAUCGUAGUGAUAAAAUUGUGAGCAGUUUCAUUUCCAGAAUUGAUGUUUAGGGAUGUGAUUUUUACCAUACACUUUCUUGUCUUCAGGUCAGUGCAGCUCCAAUGGGGUUCAUAUGCGGGAUGGACUGAGUGAAAGUCGAUUAAUGGAUCUUCUUCAUGGUUCUGAAUAUGUUCUUACAUAUGAAGACAAGGAUGGUGAUUGGAUGCUUGUUGGUGAUGUACCUUGGGAGUAAGUAUUUCCCCGAAUUAUUUCUAAAUCUACAGGGCUACUAAUAUCUCUCUAAAAGUCAUAAAUUUAGAUCCAACCACCAUAGAGAAAAUGCAACGAUGUAGAGUUCUCACUGUUUCAACGCGGAAGUUGUGAUUCUGUAGUAGUAGACUAUUGCCAGUUUAGUCCUUUUAUUGUCAUGCUGCCUGCUCAGUUUCGGAUGACUGAUUUUCUGAGAUUGCAUUUAUGGUUGCAGAAUGUUUACAGGCUCUUGCAAAAGGUUGAGGAUUAUGAAGGGUUCUGAUGCAAUUGGAUUAGGUAACCAUUUAAGCACAUUCCAAAUUCUUAUUGUUCCUUACCAUCUAAACUUUAUGAAUGUAAAAGUGGUUCUGUUACAUUCCCAUUGCGAUUGAUCACAAUCAUUAUGAUUGCAUGCUUCUCAGCUAAAGAACCAUUCCACCUAACUUUAAGAUGGCUUUUUCUUUUCGAGGCAUUUCUUUAAACCAUAUGUAUAAAAAAGGAGGCUAAGCUUCAUUGAACCAUAAUCAUUAAUCAGUUUUUGACCAGUCAAAAAAGCAAAAGGACUUUGUAAUAAUAUUUUUUUGCCAACAUUUUAUUUGUAUGUUUGCAGCCCCUAGGGCAAUGGAGAAGUGCAAAAACCGUAACUAAGUGCAAAAUUCUGCUGCAAAAAAAAAAAGGAAAGGAUCAGUUUCCUGCAUUGAAAAGAACUCAACGAUUCCUUGGUAUUGGUCGUGUUGCUGGAAGCCUUGAUUUGGUCUGAAAAUCAAGCAGUUGGAUUUGAUUCAAGUGUAUGUUAUUGUAUGUUAAGGUUUUUUGUCUGAUGUACUGAAGAACAAUUUUAGCAAAAGGAGUUGAUGAGUAUAAAACCAGAAGAUAGUUUUACUCUAGUUAUGUUAGAAGAAUGUGUACUUUUGUGUACUCUUGAAUGCUGGCUCCUCAAAGUUUCAACACUACCUCUAUGUAUAUGUUUGGUUUGUUUGGCUCAAGUCUACUUCCUCCACAGUUGCUUUACAAAAUUCAAACCAUCCAUCAUCCAGUUUGGAAGUGAAAAAAACACCAAUAUUUUCAUGCUUGCUAGUGGAAGCGCCAACACAAAAUUGGCAAGCAAUACAAGCAUUUGUUCUAAGCCACUUGUGACUAUUAUGGAGUAUAUUAUUCAUAUCAUACAAAAUAAUAAUUUUAGGACGAAAAAAAUAUACAUGUUUAGAAUCAAAGGUGCUUACAUAAAAGUAAAUUGAAUCCCAU
Oldenlandia corymbosa var. corymbosa is the source of this 3490-nucleotide messenger RNA. The record is from the annotation of a GenBank genome assembly. NCBI's taxonomy places the organism in Eukaryota, Viridiplantae, Streptophyta, Magnoliopsida, Gentianales, Rubiaceae.